GUGACAUCGAUGACAUUACAGCGCGGGAAACCAAACGUCAAAAUAAUCGGAUCGUCAAAAAUCAACGGUGUUCACGUAAAUAAAUGAAAAUUGGGAGUGUUUUAGAAGCAAAACAUGGAAGAAUUGAGCAGUAGAGUGCCUUGUCGAGAGGACCAACUAAACGAUUUGUUGCAUUUCUUCGGCGAGUACGAUGAGCCGCUCCCUUGUUCAUUGUAUAUCAGCGGAAGUAUGGGCACUGGUAAGAGUUUGUGUAUUACAUCUGUGCUGCGUUAUUUGGGCUACAAACAUGUUAUUGUUGAUUGUAUCGAGUGCUACUCGGCCAAAAUAAUGUACGAAACUAUACUUAACUCUUUGGAAGACGACGAGAUUGAAACGAAAUGCGAGUCGAUAAUGGAUUUUACAAACGCUCUGAAUCGUAUUGGACAUAACCUAGUACAGUACCAGCCUAUUGUUUUAGUGUUUGACAGAGCUGAACGGCUAAGAAACAUGGAUGAAAGUGUGAUAUCGGCUCUUUUGCGCCUCCGUGAACUUUGUAACCUCAACAUCUGCACUGUAUUUGUAACUCAUUUAGUGUACGACAAUUUCUAUUUCAAAAUGGGCGUUCGCGAGCCUCUUAAAAUGUACUUUCCCAAUUACAACAAAGAAGAACUCUUUAAAAUUAUAUUUCUACACCAAAAGUCUUUUGUGAGGCAUGUUUUGAGCAACGCUGCUGUUGACAAUGAGAUCAGAAUUGAACUAGAAAGGCCUGAACUAUUUGCAAACUUUCUAAAUGCAUUUCUAAGCGUUUUCUAUAGACCGUGUCGAGACUUGAUUGAGUUGCAACAUAUGGCUAGAGUCAACUUUGUAAAAUACUGUGAGCCGAUCAUAAGGAAUGAAAUCCAAGCACAAGAUUUAUCAAAACUGUGGCGCCACAUAUCCCCAAUAUUGAAGACCAGUUUAGAACUCUUGUAUUUGCGGAUAAGUACCAGUAAGUCACAUAAACCAUCGCCUGGUAAAGAAAAUAGUGACUCAAUAGAAUCUCAGAGCUACAACUUUGAAAACACUUUAAAGGAAGAACUAACUUCGACGAAAACAUUUGCACAGAGCUUUGAGCUGCCAUACUAUGCUAAAUAUUUGUUAAUAGCUGCAUACUUGGCAAGUUACAACCCUCCGAAAGAAGACAAGAGACUGUUUAUGAAAUACCAUGGAAAGCAACGAAAAAGAUUGCAACAAGUAAAAGCGAAGGCAAAAAUUAAUGAGAAAUUGAAUACCCAGCUUGGGCCUAAAGUGUUUACUUUGGACCGGUUGCUGGCAAUAUUUUAUGCUAUUUUAGAGGAAAAGAUUGGUCUUACAAGUAACCUGUUGGCACAGAUUGCUACUUUGGUGGAACUCAAACUAAUUGCUGGAAGCAAGGAAAUUGAUUUGGAUGCAGCUAAAUAUAAAUGCAUAGUGGGUUAUGAUUUUAUAUCAGCUGUGGCUCAAACUGUUGGUUUUAAUGUUCGAAAAUAUCUGUAUGAUUUCAUGUGAUGUUUAGAUUUUCUAGAUUUUAAGGUUUUU
This is a messenger RNA of Ostrinia nubilalis (European corn borer), 1536 nucleotides long. It is a transcript of the gene Orc5, whose product is annotated as origin recognition complex subunit 5. Gene Ontology annotation, molecular function: DNA replication origin binding. Gene Ontology annotation, cellular component: nucleus; nuclear origin of replication recognition complex. The transcript has a single exon. The coding region runs from base 115 to 1506 and encodes 463 amino acids. The record is from RefSeq and is a predicted model, not a curated record. Lineage: Eukaryota; Metazoa; Arthropoda; Insecta; Lepidoptera; Crambidae. Gene Ontology annotation, biological process: DNA replication initiation; DNA replication.